Molecule: messenger RNA, 393 nt
Organism: Ilex paraguariensis (yerba mate)
Lineage: Eukaryota; Viridiplantae; Streptophyta; Magnoliopsida; Aquifoliales; Aquifoliaceae
Source: the annotation of a GenBank genome assembly
AUGAUUGUGGACUUUGGAAAAGUGGUGGUGGUUUGCUUGGCAAGAAGGAAUACUGGAUUUGUGAAAUAUGGUAGUGAGGAUAGACUUUGGUGGUUGUGGGUGGCUGUGGUGGUAAGAGGUACAGAGAUGCUGGGAAAAGCUCUAGGAAUACCUGAAAACAGUGUGAGGACAUACACUGAAGCUGAAAUUCGGGCUAGUGUUAUUUUUCAGGUCUCAAAACUUUGUACCCUUCUUCUAAAAGCUGUUAGGACUACACUUGGGUCUCAAGGGUGGGAUGUUCUUGUUCCAGGUGCAGCUUUUGGAACCAUAAUACAGAUUCCUCGAUCUGUUGAUUCCUUCCAUUUUGAGGUGUUUCAAUACUUUGAUCCUCACUUAAGGCGUGCAUUCCUGUGA